Molecule: messenger RNA, 2523 nt
Organism: Xenopus laevis (African clawed frog)
Lineage: Eukaryota; Metazoa; Chordata; Amphibia; Anura; Pipidae
Gene: fndc7.2.L
Product: fibronectin type III domain-containing protein 7-like
Exons: 10
Coding region: 1-2523 (840 amino acids)
Source: RefSeq, a predicted model, not a curated record
AUGGUGUCGAUUGGAUUAGAUAUCAGAAAUAAGACUUUCACAGGAACAUUAAAUGGCACUGUGGAUGGACUCCAGCCUUCAUCAGUUUACAACCUCACACUGUAUGCUGUGAAUUCUGCAGGCUUCAGUGCUGCCAGCAGGCGUGUCAGUGUUUAUACAUUAACACAAGCACCUGGAAGUAUCUCGGUGACAACAGUUUCAAGCUCCUCUGUCACGCUAACAUGGGCACGAGUUGAAAAUGCAUUAAUGUAUGGAAUUUUCCUUUAUGCGGACGGCCCUCCCAACAAUCUUAUUUACAUCAUGAAAACAACAACUUUAACUAUCACAUUGAAUAAUCUGCUGCCCUGUACAAAAUAUAUACUUAAUGUUGCCUCAUUCAAUUGGUUUUAUGUCGUUGGAGGGAAAACUGAAGUGCCAUACAAGUAUGGAACCCCUUGUGCUCCAGAAAAUAUCACAGUGACGGGUGACUGCCAGGUAAACACCAUUGAGUUGAAAUGGAGUCCAGCCAACGAUGCCAUUCAGUACACUGCCUAUGCCUUAACUCCAGAUCACCUAAUGCUUGAGUGCAGAAAUGUUGUACCAAACUGCUUCUUUAUGGACCUUAUGUGUGGGACAGAGUAUGAAAUAAGUGUGAUGGCAACCAGUGCAAAAGUAAAUAGCACCAGGAGCCAUGGGAUCAAAGCAAGAACAGCUCCUUGUGACCCUGGUAAUGUGGCUGCGGUUCCCAACUGCAAUAGCAGUGUCCUAGACGUGUCAUGGGGCAAGUCAAAUGGAGCUAACACCUACACAGCACGUGCUCUGGGAAGCAGUGGGCUUACCUACAACUGCUCUUCUGUAAGCACCAGCUGCCAAAUCACAGGGGUACGAUGUGGAGACAGUCUGUCAGUCACUGUCACUGCCUAUGGUAAUGACUGUUCUAGCUGGAGCAGUGCCACUGAUGAAAUUGUGACAGCCCCAUGUAGACCAGAAAUUAUUACAACUGAAACUGACUGUAAUAGCAGUUCCACUUCAGUUCAGUGGACGUACAGUGAAGGGGCCAUUCUAUAUACUGCUCGUGCUAUCAGUGCCAUUGACAACUCAGAAUAUUCCUGUCAAUCCUCUGAUCUGCUCUGCACCCUGACGGAUUUACCUUGUGGCCAUAUGUUCAAGGUGUCUGUGAAAGCUAGCAACUUCCAUUGUGAUAGUGCUCACAGCCAAGAAGUGGAGAUCUACUCAGUCCCCUGUAUUCCAAACAGUGUUUCUUCUGAACUUGACUGCAUUCAGAACACGGUCCUGGUUAAAUGGUCAGAUGACUCUGUCAAUACAACAUACACUGCAACCAUAGAAGAAAAGGGCAUUGGUUUUAACAGCUGCACCACCCAGGGAAGUUAUUGUGAAUUUCAUGAUCUCAGUUGUGGACAGAAUUUUUCUGUAUCUGUGAAGGCAGAUAAUGGUCAGUGUACAUCUGUGUCUAAAUGGACUGCUCCGUCUUAUACAGCCCCUUGUAAACCUACAGAGAUACAAGCCAAUAGUAUCUGCUAUAACAACAGCAUGCAGAUGACCUGGUCUAAAAACCAAGCUUUCGGUAUAGAAAUGUAUUUAGUUCUGAUGCAGAGUGCUGAUGGACAACACCGUGCCUGCCAGUCAACAUCAGAAGUCUGUGUUACUGAAGCCAUUGAGUGUGGAACAAUUUAUGAAGUCACAGUCACAGCUGUGAGCGACAACUGUCAGAGUAUUUCAAGCAAAAUAUAUACAGAUCCAGUACCAUGUUCUCCUAAACUACUAACUGAUACUGUUGCCCCUGAUUUUGUGGUUCUUACCUGGAAUAGUGUGCCUGGAGCUUUGAAUUACACAACAGAGGUAGCAGGUGGUGGUUUAGAGAAGCAUAUUUGCCACACUUUAAAUACAUCGUGUUCAAUGACUGAUCUCCUUUGUGGCCACCAGUAUAGUAUGUUAGUGACAGCUUUUGGUCAGCAGUGCAGCAAUGUGAGUGAUACUCAUCGGUUUCAAACAGCUCCUUGUGUCCCUCAGAAUGUUGUUACAAACUUGGAUUGUGCAAAUAAUGUUGCAACCAUAUCAUGGAACAGUAGCCUUGGUGCUAAUAAUUACACCACUAAGGCAGAAGGAACAAAUGGACAAACAUAUUUUUGCAACUCAACAAGCACUUCCUGUGUCAUUGUUGGCCUAGAGUGUGGCCACUCCUAUCAGGUGACUGUAGAAGCAGCCAAUGAAAAGUCCCUGAGUGGGCCCAGCAUUCCUUUUCUAAUUGUAACUGUACCGUGUGUCCCUAGUAAUGUGCAGACACAGGUCAACUGCGAGUCUGAUUCAGCAACUCUGUCUUGGGGCGCAACUAACGGUGCUGUCAGUUACUCAGCAACGGUGAUUGGUCCUCAGAAUGAAGAGCAUUUGUGCCAAACAGCAAAUCUUUCGUGUAAUUUCCCAGCACUAUCCUGUGGUUUGGAGUACAAUGCUACCAUUUUUGCUGUGGGAGACACAUGCAACAGUGAAGCCAGAUCACCCUUGCCAUUUCAAUCUGGUAAGUGA